AUGGGGAGCCGGUGGGGGGAGCCAGGCGGCGGGGAGGGGCCGAGGGGGCGGGCGGAGAGCCACGGCCAGGCAGAGGAGCAUGUGCAGAGCGCGCUCCGCUCCGGGGGGAAAGAUGCCCGGGGGUCUCUUUUGGGAAGCCCCCCCAAGCAGAUCCCGAAGGGGCGCCCUUCCCUCCCGCCGGGGGGUCCCAGCAGCGAUCUCCUGCCUCCGAGUGGAGAAGACGACGACACGCGUCGUGAGAAGGGCGCCCCCGAGAUCGCGCGGCAGUUUCGGACCCGCAGCCGCAGCCCCGGGCAGGAAGGGGAGCCCGGGGGUCUGGCGCUCCUCUCCUCCAGCAGCGAAGCCCACGCGGCGCCCCCGGGACCCCGAAGGACGCUGCGAGGGGCGUUUCUUGGGGAGUCGGAAAGAGACAGUGGCGGCCUAGUGGUUAGAGCCUGUCGUGCCAGGACCUAGAGCGCCCUGGGGGGUGGAACUCGGGGUAUAGUUGCAAAAGGAGAGAGACAUACAAGAUGCCCGCUCAGACGUGCAUUCGUGACUAAUUCAUCUUUCAUUUUUAAAAUAGAAGAUUGUUAUAUAAUCUUCCUUCGCCCAGAUAUCUUUUUCAAAAAUUCUAUCAUUUGUCAAUUAAAACAGCAGAUAAUACAAGAAUAUUAUCUAGCUCGGAGUUAAAUUCAUUUUGGAACAAGAAGAGUAGAAUACUAGGAUCUUAGGACAGUAGAGUUGAAUGAGGGACACCCAAUGAGGAGAGUUUAAGUGCAAAAGCGUGAUUUACUAUUAUUAUUAUAUUAUUAAUAAUGAUCAAAUAAUGAUUAUGGAGUCUUCCGGUGGCUUAAUAUCAUUAUUAUUAAUAAUAAUAAUAAUCAUAGUAUAGUAUAAUAAUCAUAGUAAUUAUUAUUAUUAAUAAUAAUAAUAAUAAUAAUAAUAAUAAUAAUAAUAAUUACUAUGAUUAAUUGCGCCCAAUUGAGGCGCCCGAAGACUCUUUCAGGUGGGCGACCCCCGUCUGAGGGAACCUCCGCCCGCGGUAUGUGUGUGGCGUCACAGGAAGCUCCCGCCAAUCAGGGCCGGGUGGGCGUGGCUUCGUUGCCAGGCCAGGAAGGCGGCGGCGGCGAUCAAUGGAGGCGCCUGACCAAUAGGAAAGCGGGGAGGAGAGAGCCCCGCCCACCAGGCGGCCGGAGUAGGAAGCAGUUGGACCAAUCGGGAGAGGGGAAGGCGGGUCCGGAGGGCGGACGGACAGGAGGAGGAGGAGGAGGCAGCAGCUGGUGAGAGAGGGGCGGCUGCGGGGGGGGGUGGAGAGAGGGAGGGAGACACGUGGAGGGACCCCCCCCAAAACAAAUGGGGGGCGGGCUUGGUCAGUGCCCCCUCUGCCCCUCCGCAGCAGCCAGCCAGGGGCUGGGAAUGCUCUUGUCUGGCCUGCCCUCGGGGCAGAGACCUAGGCAGCCCCUGGGGGGGCGCGCGGGGGGGGAAUCGGGGGGUCCCGGAGCUGAGAGGGGGUUUGCAGCACCACCACCUUCUCUCUCUCUCCUGGCCUCCUAAGAGCCCGGCUGGAUCAGGCCCGUCCAGUCCAGCAACCUGUCCUCACAGUGGCCAACCAGAUGGGGAACCCGCAAACAGGAUCCGAGCACAAGAGCAACUCUCCCCUCCCGCAGUUUCCAGCAACUGGAGUUCAGAAGCAUUGCUCCUGGUCCUGAAUGGGGUAACUGUGCCCCUGAAGGACCAGGUGCGCAGCCUGGGAGUCAUUCUGGACUCACUGCGGUCCAUGGUGGCGCAGGUGAAAUCCGUGUCCAGGGCAGCUGUCUGCCAGCUCCAUCUGGUACGCAGGAUGAGACCCUCCCUGCCCACAGACUGUCUCUCCAGAGUGGUGCAUGCUCUGGUUAUCGCCCGCUUGGACUACUGCAAUGCGCUCUACGUGGGGCUACCUUUGAAGGUGACCCGGAAACUACAACUAAUCCAGAACGUGGCAGCUAGACUAGUGACUGGGAGCGGCCGCAGAGACCACAUAACACUGGUCCUGAAAGACCUCCAUUGGCUCCCAGGACGUUUCCGAGCACAAUUCAAAGUGUUGGUGCUGACCUUGAAAGCCCUAAACGGCCUCAAAGGCCCAGUAGACGUGAAGGAGCGUCUCCACCCCCAUCGUUCUGCCCGGACACAGAGGUCCAGCUCCGAGGGCCUUCUGGUGGUUCCCUCCCUGCGAGAAGUGAGGUUACAGGGAACCAGGCAGAGGGCCUUCUCGGUGGUGGCGCCCGCCCUGUGGAAUGCCCUCCCAGCAGAUGUCAAGGCAAUAUGCAGCUAUCCUAUCUUUAAAAGACACCUGAAGGCAGCCCUGUUUAGGGAAGGUUUUAAUAUUUAAUGUUGUACUGUUUUUAACACUUGAUUGGGAGCUGCCCAGAGUGGCCGGGGAAACUCAGCCAGAUGGGCGGGCUAUAAAUAAUAAAUUUGAUGAUGAUGAUGAUGAAGGCAGCCCUAUUUAGGGAAAUUUUUAAUGCUUAAUGCUGUAUUUUGUUUUUAAUAGUUGAUUGGGAGCUAAUAAUAAUAAUAAUAAUAAUAUUUGCAGACCCUUCAGAGCCCCCCACCCCUCCGGGGCGGGGCUGCUUCAGCUGCUCCUGGGUUGGGGCAUCCCUCUGUGGGGAGGGGGACGCAGGAGCCGAGAGAAGAAGUGGGCGGAGGGGGGUAUUGGGGAAUUAAGAAGCAGGGUGAUUGGAGCAAGGGAGAAUAAGGGACCCCCACACCACCAUCCAGGGUGGGUGGGUUCUCAUGCCACCUGGCGAUGCUCCCCCCAUUCGAGGUGCAUCUGGAUGCCCACUCUGAGGACGGCAGACUGGGCAGGAACCCCCCCCCUUUCGAUGCCCCCCUUUUGCCUUCCUGACUCUUACAUCCUAGGACUCUUCCCCCAGCGCUGGGGGUCACCCUGGGCCUAGAACCUUUGCUCCUCUGUGCAUACGCAGAGUGCAUUUCCCAGCCUGCUGACCCUGGGCAAUGACGGCCUCUCCCAUAAGGGGGAGAGGACUUCAGGCUCAGAGGACAGCUGAGGAAACCUCUGGGGAUGGAUCGAUGCCCACAGACACCUCCCUCUACCCCUUGCCCAGGAACACCUGCUGGCGGAGAGCAAGCGACGACCCUGCGCCCAGGAAGCAACCAGCCUGGCCCGGCAAGGAGAGGGCAGCAGCGGGCGAUCGUUCGUCAUGGGGCACCCCUUUCUCCACGAGGCCUGGGUGAGUCUCUUGUGGGUGAGGGAGGGAGCAGAACGGGGUCCAAGACGCUAGUCCCUGCUGUGGCAGGACUGCCCCAUGCCCACCUGAAGCUGCCCCACACAUAUCAAGGCCCAGGGUCCCUCUAGCUGCUGACCGGGAGUCUAUAGUUCGCCACCCCCAUUGAGACGUGCAGCCUGUGCAACAAUCUGCUAUAUACAAAGGCACUUGUAUUAAAUAAGAAAUGUGAAACGCCAUUGACUGGGUAUCCUUGCGGUUUCGGUGGCAGAGAUUGGGGGGGCUUGAGGUUACCUGAAAGAGGGUCCCGCUUCAAAAGCAGGUCAAAGGUUAUCUGUGGGAAGGGGCUGCAGGUCUGCAAGGCAGAAGGUACUGGAUUUGACCACCAGGCAGGGCUUACAUGAAACCCUGAAGGCUAGCCAGAGGGCAGACCAGCAGUGGGGACACGUCUGGCCCCCCAGAUGUUGCAAGACUCCAGUUCUCACCAUGCCUGGCUGCUGACCGUAGGGGUGGCAGAUGGGAGCCCAUGGGGGUGGGAAGCGAAUCUGUAUUUAUUUACUGCAUUUCAUGUCUCGCUUUUUUCUCCAAAAAAGAGAAGCCUGUGGUUCUCUUUUCCUCCUCUUUAAUCCCCACAACUCCCCUGUGAGGUAGUUGAGGCAGUGAUAGGGGAAGUGGGAGGAUUCGAACCCUGCUCCCUCCCAGCUCAGAGUCCAACACUUGAACUUAUUACAACGCAAUGGCAUCUUGAAAGGAAAGGGGCAGACUUUCCUCUUAAAGGAGCCACACAGAGGUUGAACGGCAGGCUGAGUUAAGUGUGUGUGGGGGGAGCCCUUGGCAAGGGCGCACGGCAGCCCCCCCUCGCUGCUCCCACCCACCAAGGGGGCAUGUGUGGAUCCCCCAAAUGAAAGUGGGGUUCAGGCAGCCUGCGGAGCAAAACCCCACUCACCUGGCUCAGGUUAAAGUCACUCAAAAGUUCCCCAUCAUCCCAGAGAGGUCAAACCCCAUCCACCGAAGCAGCAUUUGCAUUCACAGAGCUGGGAGGGCCCCCCAGGGGUCAUCCAGUCCAACCCCGCUCCUGGCAACGCAGGAACCAGCAGCCACAAGCAUGGCUCUUCCUUUCCCCUCUGUUCUAUUUGGAGACUACCCUUCUCCCUGCUGCAAACUGAGACACAGACCUUUCUGCUUCUUUCCGCUGGUUUCCUUGCUUCCCUCCUCCCUUCCAGGCCGCGCUGAGCCCAUCCCUCCCCGGAUCUUCGUCCUCUACCUGGCGCUGGCUGGCACCUGCUUGGUUCUCCUGAUUCUGCCCCUGGAGGGUCAGCCCAGCCCGUUGGUGCCCCCUGCCCUCCACGUCACCCUCCCGCAGAAGCUGGUGGCUGCUUAUGUCCUUGGUGAGAGCUUCUCUGGGGAAUGGGAUGGGGGGGCGUCUCUCGCACUCAAAUCCGGAUUGCACUGGUUGGCCACUGUGAGGACAGGAUCCUGGACUAGAUGGGCCCCUUUUGGCCUGAUCCAGCAGCCAGGUUGCUUCUUUUAUUCCUUAUAUAAUGUAUUCAAUUAUGGCAUUCAAAUAGUUCUACAAUAAAAUGCAAUAUACAGGAAGCGAUUAAAAUGCAAAAUCAAAAACCGUACAGCAUCUAGCACGCAGCGCGGUACCAGGACUGCCACAGGGGGCGAAAUCUGCUCAGCAAUUCUCCAGUGGUCCUCAGGGUAGAAUAAUAGAAUCGUAGAGUUGGAAAGGACUCCAAGAGGAUAUCCAGUCCAACCCCCGGCAAUGCAGGAACCUCAGCUGACACAUCCAACCUCUGCUUAAAAACCUCCAAAGGAGGAGAGUUCACAACUCCCAAGGAAGGCUAUUGAAUGGCUCUUACUGUUGGGGAACGGGGACGUUUGCAAUUUACCGAGUUAGGCCAAGUUUCUCCAUCCUUCCCAAUGGCUGGUGUGAGCGGUGGUGGAGGGAUAUUCCCAUCAUGCUUUGCUCAAGAGCAUCCACUAGAGCAGAGACGAUCCAUCUCCCAAGAGCACUGUUUAGGAAAGCUUUUAAUGUUUGAUACAUUACUGUACUUUAAUAUUGUGUUGGAAGCUGCCCAGAGUGGCUGGGGUAUAAAUAAUAAAUUAUUAUUAUUAUUAUUAUUAUUAUUACUAGCCACCACAUGAUGUUUUGGAUCUCAGCCCUCUGGGGGCUGAUGGGAUUUGUGCUCCUCCCUGGGAUCAAGGCGGAAAUUCCUGAUCACCACCUCUCUUCCUCUUCUUCCAGGCCUCUUAACCAUGGCAUUCCUGCGAUCCUGA
Molecule: messenger RNA, 5486 nt
Organism: Podarcis lilfordi (Lilford's wall lizard)
Lineage: Eukaryota; Metazoa; Chordata; Lepidosauria; Squamata; Lacertidae
Source: the annotation of a GenBank genome assembly